AUGGAAGGCUAUGAUACUAAUCGUCUCAACAAGUUUUAUGCUUAUCCGACGUUUGCGAAAAAGUACGGUCACUGGAAUGAGGCGAACAAUAAUUACCAGCUGGAUGCAGCUUGGCAAGCCAGUCUUGUGAAUGCUGCUACAGUAGGUGCCUUCUUUGGCACUCUCUUGAACGGCGUCCUUCUUCCUCGGUUCGGUCAUAUCCAGGUGCUCAUUGGCGCUUUGCUGUCUCUCAGCGCCUUCGUCUUCAUUGUCCUCUUCUCACCCAACAAAACCGUCCUGAUGAUAUACCUUGGUAUCUUGUCCGUGUUGGGCGUCACGAAGACGCUCUCAAGUCCCUCGCCCGCCUCUGACCCAAGGCCACAGAGACGGAGCUCCGCGAUGCCCUCGGUCUCAUCAUCUACACCAACGAUCUUGAGCACUAGCUCUCCGUCGGAGCUUCAUACUGGGACUGCUUUAAGGGUUCUGAACUUCGACGAACCGAGAUUGCUUGUAUGGUUUUUGCUGGUUAGAUCUUUACUGGUCUUAACUUUGCCUAUAACUCGACCUACUUCUUCCAGCAGAUCGGUCUCGACCCAACCACAACCUACCAUCUCAACGUCGGUGGCACUGGCAUGGGUUUAUUCGCGACCCUCAUGUGUUGGAUAUUUGUCAUGCCCUAUGUCGGAAGACGCACUGCCUAUCUGGGGUAUUUUCGUCAUGACCAUCCUCCUCAUGUUGAUUGGUGGUCUCAACAAAAAGACGGAGAAUGAUAGCGUUGCCAUGGCCCAGGCUGUGCUAGCUCUCAUCUGGACAUUCGUCUUCCAACUGUCCUCUGGACAACUUGGCUGGGCCAUUCUCACCGAAAUCGGAUCCACGAGACUCAGGCAAAAGACGAUCUGCCUUGCUCGCAAUGCUUAUGCCAUCGCCAAUAUCAUCUCCGGAGUCUUGCAGUCAUACUUUAUGAACCCAACCGAGUGGAAUCUCAAGGGAUACACCGGGUUUAUCUGGGGCGGUACUUCAUUCUUCAUGUUCAUCUGGAUUUACUUCCGUCUCCCUGAGACCAAGGGUCGCACCUUUGAGGAGCUUGAUUUACUGUUUGCUAAGGGUGUGCCGGCUCGCAAGUUUAGUACUUACAAUAUUGAGACGUUCCGUGAUACUGAAACUGGAACUGAGAAGGUAAAGUCUCAUGCCUCUAUGGCGUAG
Molecule: messenger RNA, 1182 nt
Organism: Fusarium vanettenii 77-13-4
Lineage: Eukaryota; Fungi; Ascomycota; Sordariomycetes; Hypocreales; Nectriaceae
Exons: 2
Coding region: 1-1182 (393 amino acids)
Biological process (GO): transmembrane transport; carbohydrate transport
Cellular component (GO): membrane
Molecular function (GO): carbohydrate:proton symporter activity
Source: RefSeq, a predicted model, not a curated record